UCUAAAGUAGGCAGAGCAGACGUCCUGCGGCUACAUGAGAAGCCUAGCCAGCACCGAAUAACACUUUUGCACGACACACUACACUCCAAGGGACAUAAUGCGAGAAAUCGUCCACCUUCAAGCUGGCCAGUGCGGCAAUCAAAUUGGAACCAAGUUCUGGGAGGUGAUCAGUGAUGAGCAUGGCAUCGACCCUACUGGGAACUAUGUGGGAGAUUCAGAUUUGCAGCUGGAGAGAAUCAACGUCUACUAUAACGAGGCUCAUACCAACAAGUAUGUUCCGAGAGCUAUCAUGGUGGAUUUGGAACCUGGUACCAUGGACAGUGUCCGCAGUGGCCCCUUUGGACAACUUUUCAGACCUGAUAACUUCAUUUUUGGUCAAAGUGGGGCUGGGAACAAUUGGGCCAAAGGUCACUACACAGAGGGAGCUGAGCUGGUGGACUCAGUACUGGACAUGGUGAGGAAGGAGUGUGAGAACUGCGACUGCCUGCAGGGCUUCCAGCUCACCCACUCUUUGGGCGGGGGAACAGGCUCGGGCAUGGGCACACUGCUCAUCAGUAAGGUCCGGGAGGAGUACCCUGACCGCAUCAUGAACACCUUCAGUGUGGUGCCCUCGCCCAAAGUAUCGGACACUGUUGUGGAACCCUACAAUGCUACACUCUCCAUUCACCAGCUGGUGGAGAACACGGAUGAGACCUACUGCAUCGACAACGAGGCGCUGUAUGAUAUCUGCUUCCGCACACUUAAGCUGCCCACGCCCACCUAUGGUGACCUCAACCACCUUGUCUCCUGCACCAUGAGUGGAGUCACCACCUCCUUUCGCUUCCCCGGCCAGCUCAAUGCCGAUCUUCGUAAACUGGCAGUUAACAUGGUACCAUUCCCCCGCCUGCAUUUCUUUAUGCCAGGCUUUGCCCCUCUGACAGCUAGGGGGAACGUGCAGUACAGUGCUCUUACUGUGCCCGAGCUCACCCAGCAGAUGUUUGAUGCCAAAAACAUGAUGGCAGCCUGUGACCCACGCCAUGGCCGCUACCUUACCGUGGCAACUAUUUUCCGCGGUCGCAUGUCAAUGAAGGAGGUGGACGAGCAGAUGAUGGCUAUCCAGAGAAAGAACAGCAGCUACUUUGUGGAAUGGAUCCCAAACAAUGUGAAAGUGGCUGUGUGUGACAUCCCGCCGAGAGGCCUCAAGAUGUCGUCUACAUUCAUCGGCAACAGCACAGCCAUCCAGGAGCUCUUCAAACGCAUCUCGGAGCAGUUCUCUGCCAUGUUCCGCCGCAAGGCCUUCCUGCACUGGUACACGGGCGAGGGCAUGGAUGAGAUGGAGUUUACAGAAGCCGAGAGCAACAUGAAUGACCUGGUGUCCGAGUACCAGCAGUACCAGGACGCCACUGCAGAUGAGGAGGGCGAGCUGUAUGAAGACGAGGAGCAAGAGUCAGAGAUCCAGGAUUAAGAGUGGCCCUUCCAGAUGUGGGCAACAGCUGUGUACGACAGUCAUCAGAAAACCAUGGUGUCUUUUAGGACCAAAAAUAUACCUCCCUGCCUUAUCCCUUCUGUAUAUCUUUUUCCUGCUUCAUACAGUCAUUUAGCUCUCUGUGAUAAAGUUAAGUGGCAGCUCCGCCAGUAAUCACUGACUGUAUUCCAAACAGCUCAUAUUGACAUGUUGAAAGUACUGACUGAUCAAACUGAAAUAAAACAUCUUUGAAAAACA
Molecule: messenger RNA, 1702 nt
Organism: Clupea harengus (Atlantic herring)
Lineage: Eukaryota; Metazoa; Chordata; Actinopteri; Clupeiformes; Clupeidae
Product: tubulin beta-3 chain
Biological process (GO): microtubule-based process
Cellular component (GO): microtubule
Molecular function (GO): GTPase activity; GTP binding; structural constituent of cytoskeleton
Source: RefSeq, a predicted model, not a curated record